UCUGUCUUACACAAACAGCUGCAUUCUUUCCUAACUACAGAAGAUUCUUUUGUUGAUAAAUUGCUCACUCCAGAUCUGAAAUCGUUUGCUAUGAACAAAUCGUAUAUUUAACUGAAUGACACAGAUAUUUAAUCCUCUAUUCGAAAUGCACGUGCGGCGAGAUGCGACUUUUUGCCAGAGUUGCGUGUUUCUUAUUUUUGGCGUUAAUUGGCCAUAGUGUUGCUCGGAAACAGAAGGAGAAAACCUGCCGCUUACUUCCGUCGGGAAAGUCUUGCAGAGCAGUGUAUUAUUCAGACUGUACAACCGAGUUUCUUCAAAGCCAAUACCCUGUCCUCUACUCCAACUCCCAAAACAUCACCAUAGCAACACCAAACGUUACAUCAGAAACCACAGAUAUAAAAGACAGAUAUGGAUUGUUUACCUCAGUAAAUGUCACUAUUCACCCUGGAAAUGAAUUAGAGACGGAGAUCCAAGGAUUUGAGGCACGGCUGACGUCAAUUGAGGGAUCAAGGUGUGUGAUUGUGACUUCAUUUGGGAAUGGAACAUUUUCCGAGGCAGAGAGAAAUAGUGGGUUUAGUUUUCGCCUUGUACUAUCCAAGAGCGUUAACUUCUCCGUCUGGUCCUUACCCAAGUCACCGGCCUCACUCCCGGCAGAGAGCUUUAUCCUGGCAGGAGAAACAAUCGACUACCCGCCUGAGAACUCCUCCCUGUGGUAUACAAAGAUAUGGUUUGUUAACAACUCACGUGACCGGAUCGUCGAGGUCCAGUUCCAACCGGCUCCAGCCGCCUACGGAAUCCGGUACUACAACAUCCAGCUCCGUCAGAUCAAGUACAGCGGGUUCGAGGGGAUGACCAGCCGCUUAACGACUCACGCCAAAAUGGAGUUCGCCAUGUCCUCCUCGAUAUAUGUCAAAUUUAGAGAAGUUGAGCCAGGAAUGUACAGAAUCAAGGUUGAACCGUAUGAUGAUUUAAAAGGUGACCAUGACAGAUGUCGCUGUAAGAGGUUCGGUGCGUGCAAAGCUUGCAACUGCACGGAAACACCGACUUUCAUCAUUGAAGACACCCGGCCAGUGGUUACGACAUCAAAAGAAUAUACAACGGGCGAGAUUUCAACGUCAAUAAAUACUCACGACAUCGCCACCCUUACACACAAACAAACCAAGCAAUGGAAGGGACUAAAAAUGCAACUCCAAAACGAUGACAUCACAUGGGCCAUGGUAUCCACCGGAAGUGAAGAAAAAACUCCCGCCCUGCACUCCGACUUACCUGAAGUGUCUGAUAACAACAGCCAGACGGGUCAAAACUUCGAGGAGGCAGUCGGCGAUGAAGGCGAGAACGAGGACGCCGGAAGUAGUUGGAAAGUUCCGGUCAGUGUGUUCUCCGUCCUGACGGUGGCGCUGGGUGCCAUCGUGUCCGUGUUCGCUGUGGUCAAUUACAAACGACAAGGGAAAAGCUGCAGAACCAUUAAUCUUUACAACAACAAUUAUAAAGGUUCCGGUCCCGGUAUAGUGAUUAUCCAUGACCCAAAGCACAAUGCGCAUGCGCAACAAUUGCUUACAUCCAUCAACAAAGACAUACCAGAGGUCAUCGUGGAAACCAAAAUGUUCAACGACAAAUGUCUCUGGAAGAAACUCGCCUCGGACUCCACAUUCUUCGUUUUGUGGAUGACGCCGAAAUCGUUUACCCAGUUUGAGCGACGACUGCUGAAGGAUCGGCGAAUACCAUCCUCGGUGCUCUCUCAGAUUCAAAAGCGAUUCGUCGUGAUAGAGUCGGAAAAUGAGGAGUGUAGAAUUCAGCCAAGGAUCCAGUACUGGACCAAGUAUGUGUUGAACAAAGAACUAGACAUUUUUCUAAACUUUCUCCGAAGUAACGUUUUACAAGAAUCGCGCGACGCUUGGCUUCCCUUCAAGCAGACGACAGCAGAUACCACAGAAUCACAUCAAGCGUUGCUGAGACACUACAGUCGAAUGGACUCAGGUAUCCAUAGCGAUUUUGAAAACGAGGCUGAUUUCACUCCGUGCGAAAACGACGUAGAAAAGGCUAGCAUAGCUGCGGUUACAAUAGCAGAAUGCCACAUGGACGCACCGAUUACGCAUCAAAACAAACCGACCGCAUUAUCUUUCCCUUCGCAUCAACUCGCCAAAAAGACUAUCGCUGAACUCGAGAUAUUACCGGAAGAGCAACGAGAGCUCUCGCGCGUGGACACUAAAGAUCGGUUUAUGCCACCGGAAGCGUUUUCGUGCUAUGACGUAGAAGGAAGUAUUUUGUCGGAAGCCAUCAUGUUCCUCAAUGAACGAAACGCUCCACCAAUGGCAGCGAGUUUGAAAUUUCCCGAGGACUCCCUUUCACUGACAAACGACGAUUUCUUGAUGUUUCGCGCCUCGGUCGAUCGGCGUAGCGAUACACCUGUUUGUUAUCAGAAUUUGAUCGGAUAUGAGGAGGAAAUUGAGGAAGACCCGUAUGAAGACCAGAGCCCGGAUGCUGAAUAUCCACCACUUCCGGUUGGGGACGCGGACAGUGUUGGCGGACUAAGCUGCUAGAAAUCGAUGUAUCUGCUGUUCUACCUCAAAGAUUGAGAUAUGAGAUAUUGAAAUAUGAAAUAUUGAGAUAUGAUUUUAAGAAUGGAUUUCUAUGUUUUUUUAAUUUUACGUACAACGAUUUUCUCUGUUAUUCAUCUCAAAGCUGUAAAAUCAUAUUAUAAUAUCAUUAGGCUUGUAUCUGCCCUCGUUAAUGAAAGUGCUUAAAACAUUUUGAAGACAUUGUAAUAUUCAAUGGAGACUUUAUCAUGUUUAAAGCGUAUGUCGCCAUUCGUCGACCAACUGUAUCAGAAAAGCACAAAAAAGUUUUUUAAAAUGAAAACAAUCAACCAAUGAAACAAAAAACAAAAAAUGACAUCCGUAAUUUGGUCUACAUUACACAUUCAACAAAAACUGUCUGAAAAUUACAGCAACGUCCUGUAUUUGUAAAUAUCCUCGGUAACCCACUCGGUAACCCCAGGAAGAAGGACGAGGAUCUUCAAGGCCCAUAGAAUGUCCUGUUACUUUGAAAAAAAAUACGAAAUUUGGUCACCAAAUUAACGCACUUUGAAAAAAAAAUUCAAAGUGCGUAAUUUUUUCAAAAUGCAUUUCAGGCCAAUAGAAUGCACACGGAACGAAGAGAGUGUGCAGAAGGGGGAGGGGCGUUUUUUCAUUCGGAAAUUUGUCCCUUCCUCUGUCAUUGUCUCUCUCACACUCUAUCGUUGAUAAAUAUUUCACAAGCUUUUCCCAAUCAACAAUAUUCAUGAAUGAAUUAAUGUUUUCUUCUUCUCUAAACUUUCCCCUUUUUUCUGCCGCGUUAUCUUCUAUAUACAUGUUGACCUCAAUUAUCAAAGUCGUCACUUUGCAGGGGCCAAAGUUUUUGAGUCACAAUAAAAGGCUUAUAUAAGAUUUUACAUAUCACAAGUAUAUUCACACUGCCAAAAACCCACAACCCCUCCCCCGAACGUAUGCAUUAUAAGUGGAAUGGAGAUAGUCCUGCAUGUACUUGUAUCCUGUAAUGGUGGAGGGGGGGGGCAUCUUGAGUAGAAUAAAAAGUUCCUUGGUGCAGGUACAUGUAUUAAAUAGACUUGAAAUCUUCCAUUUCUAUCUAUACACAAGAAGAUGAAAAAACCACCACCCCACCCCCACCCACCCCUUAUCAAUUACGAAUAAUUUUAUUGUAUUCGAGCAUACUCAUUUUGUAAAAUUUAUUUUUUUUAAUCAUGUGUAAUACUGAUGCGAAUUUGAAAUUUUAAAAACACAUCAUCAUAGUUAUUUUUUUAUUAAUGAAAAUAGAGUAACUGUAUUUUUUCUAAACUGUUUUCAAAGAAAUUUUUCAUAUCAUAACUUUAUUUUUGUUUUAAAUUAACUCAAUAAUGUUUUUUUCUUUAUUUCUUUUUAUUUAAUUAACUUGCAAAAGGAGGGCAGCUAUUCUUAUAUAUGUUAAUAUAUUUAUAGCUACAAUUUACUUUCAUUGAUAUUAUAUGAGUGUAUGCACAAAGCUGCAAGUUAUAAUAUAUAAAAAAGAAAGAUAACAAUUUGUGCUUCUAAUUUUAAAAUCUGAAAUUUGUUAUACGUAAAUAUAAAUUGUUUAUGUUAUCUUUGUGCAAAUUUGACCUUGUUCUAAAUUGUUUUGUUUAUCUUGAAAAUAAAUACAUUUUGUUCAA
Molecule: messenger RNA, 4183 nt
Organism: Magallana angulata
Lineage: Eukaryota; Metazoa; Mollusca; Bivalvia; Ostreida; Ostreidae
Exons: 11
Coding region: 162-2540 (792 amino acids)
Source: RefSeq, a predicted model, not a curated record